AUGAUGAAUGGCGUGGGCCCACCGUUGAGGGGGGGCCACGAUAUGGAUGGAGAAGUGGUGGCAGCGACCCAGAGAGCCGCUACUACGACCUCUCCUCCGAUGAUGGAAGGAGCUCAGGAAGCUGCGGCCGGGAUCCCAGCCGCGGCCCCUGAUCUGGGUCUUGGAGGGCCAGUGAGAGGGGCUCAAUCACAGUCCUUGCCCACUCGCCUGCCAUCUACACUUGAAGGCUCGGGAAGGCCUCAGACUGCAGUGGCAGCGGGACAACAGACCGGGCAACAGACCGGUAUGCUGACUGGGAUGCUGAGAGCAGUUCAGACCUUGCCAGCUACUGUGGAAGGCAUGAUGACCCGAUCAACCGCUGGACGCUUCAGUCCAGGCCAACACGAUAGCGUGGAGUAUGCUUCGGUGCGAUCUAUGGUAGAGGAAGUACCACCGGCACCGCCUUUGGAGCCGGAACUUCAGUUACCGCUGUUCGAUGUGCCGACCUUGAUGAGAAUGCAGCAGAUGCAAGAAACUGCUCCUCUGUUGUAUGCGGGAUCUUCCCGGGACUCCGCUGGACUCCGGGUGGCUGACGGGAUGGAUCCAACUCUGUCCAUGGGGCAGGAAGCUCCGAGGCCACCUUCGACGGCAUCCAGUGAGCUUCAAGCGGCGUUGUCAAUGGAAAACCACGGCCUUCGAAUGAGGGCCGAGUACGACGCUCAGGCCUAUCCGCCUCCUCCACCGCCUCCUCUGAUAGACCUCUUGAUGAAUGGGGCGCCGAGUGAAGCUCCUGUACCAAUCCCUCCGCCACCAAGGAAACCCUGUGCAGCCUUCCCCGACGGAGUAACCACACCUACGCUUGAAGGAGCCGGGACUGGCGCCGUCCCUGCGACGGCCGAGGCUCCGCUGUCUGUAGGCAACCAAGACCUAGUUUUGUGGACCAAAACAGUUGAGGAGGCUCAGGAGUGGUACACGAAGUACUUGAAAAUGGAUCCGCUCUCCCGUCUAACAGCCAAACCUCGUCCAUCUGAGGAGCUUGCACAGCCCAAGUGGUCGAGGGUUGCGAGACGCAUUGAAACCAUGAUAAUCACUGCGUCGCCUCAGGCAAUCAAGGACGAGUUGAGCGCGUCGAGAACAUCAGGACUUCUUCCCCUGCUCUGUCGUUUGUUUGUGAUCUACGGGCCGGGCAGCUUGACAGAGCGCGAACUAGGGUUGAAGCAUAUUACCGACCCCCCUGUGGGGAGUACCGUGCAGGAAGCUGUGGAUCUGCUUAGAAAGUGGGGUCGCUGGUGCCGUCGUAUGACGGAGCUCGGGGGCGUGUUGCCCGACAGUUCCCUGCAGGUCCGUGCUCUUUCGAAGAUCUGCCGAAACGUCCUCUCGCAAUAUCCUGAGGUGAAGGUUUGUCAGGCUCCGGUUUUCAGGGGGUAUGAGGAGAGUAAGGAUAACCGGGAUGUUCAGGGAUCGAAGGAGUCCUCGCUGGAAGGGAUACGAGCGCAGAUUCAGGAGAUGCGUCAGAAGGCCGAUGAGUUUGAGGCAAGGAUUUGCAAGGAAGGCAAGUCGGAUUCUGAUAAGGGAGUUGCUCUGUUGGACAGCGGGGCGACGCAUGCGGUAAUUCCAUACCACACCCGCCUUCAAAACCUUGAGAAAGUCCCCGUCACCUUGGCAGGAGACGAGAAGCAGGAGUGGUUGAGAACCCAGGGCGGCACGUUGGUGGUGCCUCCGGUGCAUUGGUCGAGGCGAAAGGGACUCCGAGUGAUCCACCCAACUCUGGGUGUCUUGAACACUCGAAUAUCUGAUAACACGUGUCCUUAUGUGGCCGAGGACCAAGCGCUCAAGUUGAUUUCGGAACUUGAAGAUCAGAGGUUGGAAAGGUUUAAGCAGAGAAUCCAGAACCUUGAGUGUCAUUUGGAGUCGUAUGACGCCCCUCCGGAUCCAACCGGUUCCUUAGGGCGCUUUGCCACCACUGGCACCCGGUUUGACGCCCUUCGGGCUUUCCUCUCUCAGCCUUAUCUUGCUGGCCUUCCUGAGGAGAUAAAGGUUGCUCUGGCGGAGGAGGUCCCAACGAGCCAUCCCGGGUCAGACCGUUCUCUGCUGAAGCUCCUUCCCUUGAAGCGAGCCGCCCGAAGAUCUCUUCUGGAUUCGACCAAGUGGGUUGUUCACCUAUGUAGUGGCCCCGCCCGAGCGCAGGACCCCUUGAAUGCAUGGGCACUGCAAGGAGGGUUCACCUAUCUUCAGGUUGAUCUGAUGCAACCAGGAGGUAAGGGUUGGGACCUUUCCAAACAAGAUGGCGUAUGGAAGGUACUCCUGUGGGCUGCCUCUCAGGGACGUGUUGCUGCGGUGUUCUCCUCUCCACCAUCUGCAAGGGCCGAUGAAGCCCAGUUGUUCACGGUGCAGGCUAUGCUGCUGUGGUCACUGGCUUCUGUAACCAGAGGAUGUGGGGUUCCUUAUGUGGCAGAGCAUCAAGGGAUUCUUGCUGAGGUGAGUUCGAGGUUCAUGAAGUGGUCGGGAACCAAAUGUGUUACGUUGAGUCAAGGGUCGCUUGGAGGUGAGUACUUGAGACCAACUUCCUUGAUCACCAAUUUGGAUAUCGGUUAUUUGAGUACCCUAGAUCCGAAGGGCAAUCCUGCGACACCGCCAAGGGGACGGGAGUGGACCUAUGGUCUUCGGGUAGAACUUGCAAAGGCUCUUGUAGGAAACCCUUCAGGACCGUCUUGCGAAGAGUUGGACCGUGUAAUCGCUGAGCGCGGAGGGCUGAUCCCUCCUAGCAUUGACCCACGCACGGUUCCACCUGAGGACCUCCCAGGUCCGGUGCCCUCGACUGCGCAGGAACCUCCUCGCGUUCCGGAUGAGGAGCUGGAGGCUAUGCUCAGAGCAUUUGAAGCUGAAAGUGUCAUAAAUUCUGAUGAUGAAGAAGCCCCGGAUCUCCGGGAAGCAGAGCUUGAUCCACCACUCGUCCAUUCAGGUGAAGUGAAUGAGGGUGACCCGGACUCACCUGAACCCCCUCAUGAAGCCUCGGAUUCCGUGCCAAGUAUGCCCAAGCUCACCAGCGCUGAAACCGAGGGUUGGAAAAGGCAUCUCCGUAACGGACACCUACCCUAUCGUAGGGACUGUCGUCAAUGUGUGGAGGGUUCAGGCUUGGGCCCCUUUCACAGGCGUAUAAAGUUUCCGAGAAGCUUCGCUCUCUCAGUCGACUUGUUUGGCCCGGUUCCUUUGAAGGAGGUAGGUAGAGAUGAGGGCUGUGUGACUGGGAAGCCGGUGCUGCGAUACGGGCUUGUGGGUGCGUUUAGAGUCCCGUCAUGCCUUGUGAAUGCGCCUUCAGGAAAGAAUGGUGUCUCUGACCUCUUCAGCAAACCCCCUAUCCCUCCACAAGACAGCGAACUAGCAGAUUACGAGCCGUCUGAGGAGGAGCCAGAGUUAUUUCCGGAGCUCUUCGGUUCCCAGCGAGAACCCCCGAACCACUCACCGGUUCCCGUGGAUUCUCCUGAGGUGAAGCAUUCUGAGGCCGUGCCCAGUGGGCAUGAACCAUCUCUCCUUGAUGAGGAGGAUCUCCCGAGUGAUCCCCAAGCGCUAACCAAGUUGAUCAGUGAGCUGAGGGAACCUACCGACCAGGUGGUUCUCCGAUACUUCAUUCCACUCAAGACGAAGACAGGGGUUGAAGUUUCGGAAGCGCUACAGAAAAUGAUCUUAGAGAUAAACCAAAGGUUUCCAAUUCGAAGUCUACAUCAUGAUCCGGGCACUGAGUUCGGAUCAGCAGCCCUAAGCCGCUGGCUAGCCCAACAUGCUAUCCGAGUACAGCAUUCGCUACCGACUGAUAAGAAGGGCAAUGGACUCUCAGAGCGUACCGUAGGUUGGGUCAAGUCGCGCAUUCGUACGCUGCUCAAUGCUGCUGCCCUUCCUGUGGGUUGGUGGCCACUAGCGGCCAGAUGGGCUGUGGCUAAGCAUAAUUUGAUGAUUUUGGGUGAGCCGGAGCUGCCAGCGUUUGGACAGCGCGUAUUGCACCGCAUUAAACGUCCGGCGGAUGGGGCCAAGCAAUUGAUGGAUCGGUGGGUGGAAGCCCGUUAUGGUGCACCACACCGCUCAAUACCAACAGGCCAUGUCUUGAUUACUGAUGCAGGCAACCUUGUGGCCUCUCGCGGGUUUAAGUCCGAGGUUAUAGACCCGACCCAGCUUAAGGAUCUUGAACUACCCAUCCUUCAGGAAGAGGACUCUGCUGAGCCCCCCUUGAGUGAGGCUGUGGAUGAGGCUGGAAGACCCCUGAGAAGGUUGAGGGAAAAGACUUCGGUAAGGUUUCUUGAAUGUCUGGACUUCCCUACAUCUGAGGAGCUUGCACAUGGGUUUUUAAUCCACCAGGACUGUAGCCUGGAUGCUGUCCGCCGUGUGCUUAAUGCCAUUGCUCAGGAGGAGGACAGUACCGGAGACCGAAGAGGCAUAGUUCAGGGAAGACAGAUUUUGGGAGCGUACUGCCAUGGAGGCAUUCGAGGGGUAACCACCCUUACGAGGAGGAAGCCGUGGACAACCCGCUUCUUGAAUCGUGCUCUUUCCCUUCGGCUGUGCCUAAGCUCAAAUGAGGGUAAGCCGACGUGGUCCGCCUUGAUGUUGAUGACAGCCAGUGAUGUGGAUGUUCAUCGUGAUUGGAGGAAUGAAUGGGGAACGAUGAAUUAUGCCAUGCAUGUUCCCGGUGAGGUUCAUUUGUGGGUUGAACCAACGACCACCGAGGGUGCUAAGGGAGCCGUUCUCCCAACCCCGACUUGGGCCCCAGGUGAGACCCGAGUGCUCACUGAGAUUCCAGUAAGCUUUAACCCUCGCAAGCACCAUGCUGUACGCAUGAGCCCGACAUGGUUGUUGGUAGGGUACACCCCCUUAGGAACGAGUAAGCUUGAUCAAGGGGAGUUGGUUUAUUUGGAUUCCUGUGAGUUCCCGUUGGAGUUGUUGAGCACGGAGCCUGGAGCGAAAGUGGUUAGGAUUAGUGAUUCCGAAGAACCGCCUGCCGGGUCUGAGGAGGAGCAAGAGGUGAGUGAGAUCCAGGUGCAGUCUUCGGUGGCCUAUCAGGUGAAGGUAGUGUCCACGAGUUCUGAGGAUACUUCAGAAUCCAGCAUAAGUUCAGCUGAGCUGUCGAGGCAAAUUGCUGAAGCCGAGAGUUGCAUGUUGUCGUCCGACCUACAGCAGGACACUAACUCAACUAUGAUUGGUUGGGAUUUUAGUGCUGGCAAUCCUGGGGAUGUUCCUCAUGAGUAUCUGGAGGGCCUAGAGCUUGACGCUUACCUCCGCGCUCGGGACGCAAGUCAGGCUUAUCGCCAACUGAAGGCACUGGGAAUUGAAGAGCCGAAUGAUCUUCAGUUUCUGUUUGUUGAAGAUUUGGUUGAGCAUGGGAUCCCAGAGUGGCUUUCCAACCGAAUCAUGAUAGACAUACAUCCUCCGGGCACUCGUAGGCCGGACAACCCGCAGAACUCUAGCCUUACGACGGGGGAGGUUCGAGUGUUUGAUAAGGCACAGCGGCAGAUCCCCUGGAUCUUUCAGAAUAGGACCUUAGGUGUUAGGUGCCCUGGACCGCCGUUGCCCAACCUGGGGAUAAGACAACCUGAUGCCUUGCAAAGGGGACGAGGAAAUUCUCAUGUAGCUGAGUCAAGCAGAAGGUGGGACGUUCCUUCGGAAGUGUCGAGUGAAGACCCAACGGAUUCAACCCCAUCACAGCCACGCUCAGGGAACCUGAGUUUCCCAGACCCUGUGCCCGAGGGUACUACUGCUUGUACAGGGGGUAGUUGCUAUAACCACGUUAUGUAUAUGCAAGAGAUGUGGGGUGAUGAUGAGUGGGUACCAAGUGCUGGAGCAGCUUCCUCCAGCUCCCAGGUGCCUACAGGUUCGCACGUUGAUCAGAAGCCAGAGGAGCGCACUCUUAGUGAGGUGGUUUGCCCAGCUGAGCAUGCACCGUCGGAAGAGUCUAGUGAAGACCCGACGGAUUCAACCCCAUCACAGUCCUUGGAUGUAUAUAGGUGUAUGACGGUUCAUCUUGCUGGUCCUUUGAGCGAUGUAGAUAGCUCCGUUGAGCAGUCAGGUGAGGCUCCUGAGUCAGAGCACCGUGUUACCACGAGUCCCCCAGUGACCAUUGACGUACCAACCACGGAUCCUUUGUUGAGUCUAGGUAGAAGGGGUCGCACCGUGCAGCCUGAACCAUCUGUUCGACGAGUUGAUGAAGGAGGGUUUACCUUGAACGUUGAAGACCUGCUAUCCAGUUUGAAGGGCCCGUUGGAGGUGACACACAACGUAUCGCCAGCUGAAGUCCGUCUGAAUCUGGCAAAGUGGCGCCCCGCUGCGAAAGCCGAGCUGGAUACCUUCGAAAAGAUGAGUGUGAUACGAAGGUUUUACGGUGAUGAAGCCCGUGCCAUUCUCCGAGAUCCGAAAUAUGAAGUUAUUCCUGGGAAACCUGUAUGUACGGUGAAACCUGGUGAGCCUUACAAAAGAAAGUUCAGAAUCGUGUCAUGUGGGAAUUUCGCGAAGACCACAGCUGAGUCUCAGCUCUAUGCUGGUGGAGCCGGCGCGGAGUCUCUGAGGGCAUUGCUGGUACACUCGGCCCGACGCGGCCGUCGUGCAUUUGGUCUUGACGUGAAGUCAGCGUUUCUCCUGGCUUCGAUUCCAGAGGGAGUAACGAAGCGUUAUGCGAUGCGCCCGCCACGUCUCUUGAUCGAGCUUGAGCUGGCGCGGGAGGACGAGGUUUGGAUCAUAGACCGGGCGCUCUAUGGAUUUAGAGAAAGCCCGCGCUGGUGGUCACUGUUCAGAGACGAUUUCCUGGCUAAGGCAAAGUGGAGUACCGAGCUGGGUGAAGUCACGCUUGAGCAGUUCUCGUCUGAAGGUAAUGUUUGGCGCAUGAGGCACGAGAGCGGCUACUGUAUUGGACACUUGUUGGUAUAUGUGGACGAUAUGCUACUGUUGACAGAACCAGAAGUGGCGCAAUCUUUCAUUGGCUGGCUAAGGCAAUCCUGGGAGUGCACAGGUCUGAAAGAGGCGACCUCAUCAGAUCCACUGCGUUUCCUUGGGGUGGACAUUUAUGCAGAGCUGAAUGACACCGGCGACCUUAUUGGAUACAGCCUAGCACAGGAGUCCUACAUAGCAGAGCUGUUGCGAAAUCAUGAAGUGAAGCCCAGCUCAAGGGCUACAGCGCCAGUUCCUAAGGAGUGGGUGCGUGAAGUUCCACCUGAGGAACAGUUCUCAGAAGGUGAGUUGCGAGCAUCGCAGCGCAUCACUGGUGAGCUGCUUUGGGUGGCUCAGAGGUCUCGAGUGGAUAUCAGUUACUGUGUGGGUCUCAUGGCCAGCUGGGUAGCCCGGUUUCCAAGGCAGGUCUUGAAGAUAGGGACCAGGGUUCUUGAGUACCUAGCGAAUACCAGGUCUAACAGGCUGAUGUUAAUCCCCGGCAAGGCCGACGGACUCCGAAUCUUUACAGACGCGUCAUUCGCACCGCACGGAAGCCACUCAAUUACCGGCAUAGCUCUUAUGUAUGACGAGUGCUGUGUAGUUUGGAAAUCAAAGCGCCAGAGCAUCGUAACUCUAAGCACCGCUGAAUCGGAGUUGGUCUCGGGUUGUGAAGGCGUAGUCUUAGGACAGUCGCUUGAAGCUUUGAUUGUUGAGCUUGAGGAAGGCCCGUGUUGCAAGCAUUUGAUGAUUGAUAACACCGCCGCGGUGACGCUGGCGGGUGGUGAGGGAAGCCAGCGAACUCGACAUUUGCGAGUACGUUCGGCUUUCAUUCGGGAUAUGAUAGACCGCAAUGAGAUUGACGUCUCCCACUGUCCGGGGGACGUUCAAUUAGCCGACUGCCUCACUAAGGCCCUAAUGAAGUCCCGGCUUGAUGACCUUUGCAAGCUUUUGGGUUUAGGCCCCCCUAGGAUCCCUCCAGAAGCCAGUGUAGCUGCUGUGAGUCUCCCACCGCCUCUUCAUCAGGUGAAGACUCGGGAGGACAAGCCGAGCCAACAGCCCACAGCUUGUUUUGGUUCGCAGGGUUCGACAGAUAGGGACAGAUUAGGCUUAUGGUUGUUUGCCUUAAUGCUGUUGCUUCAAAUAGAGCAAACCCAGUCUGUGCAGGAAGAUGAUUCUGAAGGGGAACCUUUGGGAUUGGAAUUACCCCUGUUGGUGUUGCUGAUGAUCCUUUCGGUUCUAUUUGUGUGGGAGUCUGCGAGAUAUGGACUAAGGGUUUGUUGCAGCCGCCAAGAUGAUGAACCUGAAGUGAGGAUGUUGAGUGCCGAUGACAGUUCGGUUCCUAGAGCUCGUAGGGGUUCUAGAGAAGAGGUGGUUCGCAGGGCAAUUGCACGGGAGUUGCAGGGAGAAGGCCUCAGGCAUAGGUCAGCUCAGGGCUCAGAAGCAGAGGCUUACCAGACGUUGCAAGUGGGUUCUUCUUAUCUACGAGUGCAGGUUGAAGCGCAGCCCAGUGCCGUUAUAACAGGCCCCUCUCCUCCACCACCUCCUUUGCCGCCCAGCGGCUCGGUGCCUAUUCCAGCACCCCCAACUGAUGGACUUCAGACCGCCCAAUCAGCCAAUGACCUGGCGUUCCUCCCGGGACCGCCAACCGAUGGAUUUCGUCCUUCGCCUCCGGGAAACCCGGUAUCCACUCCGGUAACCCAACCCGAUGGACUUCGUGAGUUUUGUGGACUUCCUGUCUCUACCGAGGCAGCCUCCUCGUGGCAGCCGAGGCCCCGUUCCUUUCUCCCGAGUAGUGGUUCUGAACGAACGGAGCAGGUUAAGAAGGAUGCAUCAACACAAACUACAUUUGAUCGUGGAUUUAACUUUGAAGAGCUGUGCGAGCUUCAUAUGAUCACGACUUCUAGCAGAACACCUGGAGCUUUGCACCUCUUUCGUUCCUGCCAGGCCUUGCGAAACUCUACUGGAGUUCAAGACAGAAUGCUGUGUCGUUACUGUUUGCAGGCUCUGCGGGACGGAAGAACAUAG
Symbiodinium sp. CCMP2592 is the source of this 8910-nucleotide messenger RNA. NCBI's taxonomy places the organism in Eukaryota, Dinophyceae, Suessiales, Symbiodiniaceae. The record is from the annotation of a GenBank genome assembly.